AUGAUUAGAGCCGUUACAAUCAAAGAUCUUGUUGGCGUGGAUAUCCGAGGAUAUCACUUGAAUCGAUUGAUUGGAACUGGAAGUUAUGGAGCAGUCUAUGAAUCGUCGGCUGGAUCGGAGAGAAUCGCCGUGAAGGCAUCCAUCAGAGCAUCGGAUGUGCUGAAUGAGGCGGCCGCUUUGCAGCGCAUGUAUUACUACGAAUUCAUACCCAAGUACUUCUUCCACGAUUAG
Caenorhabditis briggsae is the source of this 231-nucleotide messenger RNA. The record is from RefSeq and is a predicted model, not a curated record. Lineage: Eukaryota; Metazoa; Nematoda; Chromadorea; Rhabditida; Rhabditidae. The coding region runs from base 1 to 231 and encodes 76 amino acids. Gene Ontology annotation, molecular function: ATP binding. The transcript has a single exon.